This is a messenger RNA of Spodoptera frugiperda (fall armyworm), 1080 nucleotides long. RefSeq lists its product as uncharacterized. The transcript is spliced from 5 exons. Lineage: Eukaryota; Metazoa; Arthropoda; Insecta; Lepidoptera; Noctuidae. The record is from RefSeq and is a predicted model, not a curated record. Bases 95 to 622 code for a protein of 175 amino acids.
UGAAUUUUGAAUUCAAAAGGGUCGUUUUCGUUUGUUGUUGCAACAGUUGUAUUCAGUGAAAUAAUAUACAAAAUCUAAAUAAAUACCAACAAUAAUGGCUUCAGAAUCGAAAGAAACUUGGUUCCUCGAUAUUGUUGAGAAAUUGGACGACUUCUGCAAACGUGUAGACGAAAAGAUCGAAAAAGAGCAGCAACAAAUGAAAGCAUGUAAGAAGAAGACUGAAUUAGAAACUAAACUUGCACAGGAAAUGAAAUUACACAAUGAGCUGACGGAGCGCCUGGCAGAGUUGGUGCGGCGUGGCAGCGAGCUGGACCGCGUCUGUGCCACCUUCGAGUCACACCUCAGUAUCGCAGACAGCGAUAGGAACAGAUUGGAUAAUGCUAAAGAGACAUAUCAGCUAGCUAAGGAGCUGACAGGCAUCCGAUGGGACUUCAGUGCUCCGCCUAAUGUGGCCAAAGGAUAUAUAAAGAGUGAAUCCCGCAAGCUACUGCAGCCUAUAGAACUAGACAUGUCGAGCGGGGCCGACAGCGGAGCCCUGUGGGCGCUACUGCAGACCACCGCAGCCCCCGGCUGGCCGUUCCAGGGAGACAAGGAAAACAGGCCUUGUAAUGAAGUUAAAUAACAUUCAAAUUAGUUUAAGGACUUAUUUUCAUUAUUGGAGUGUAUAACGCGACGUCCAGGGGCCUUAGUCUGCUAUUACAAUUGUGUCAGAAUGGUCGAUCACUGAGCAGUGCAAGAGAGACGGAGCUAUGUAGGUUGUAUAGCUCCAUCCCUCUCGCACUGUUCAAUGAUCGACCAUUGUGACACAAUUGUAAUAGCAGACUAAGGCCCCUGCUUGAGCGAUCUAGACGCAAAGGCGAUGCGGUGCGGCGAGGCGCGAAAGCAGCAAUCUGUCAAAAUGUAUUGACGUGUCCUACGUCACCAACCGCACGUGGGAUGCGGUGAUAUAUAUAACGCGAUCUAUUGGCUUGAUGUUGUCGCGCGAUUAUAUAGGGUGACUGGUAAUUAGUGAACGAUAUUUAAACACGUGAUUGUACUCAUAAUUACAAACAACUUUCCCGAAGAAACGUUUUUUGUAUA